Quercus lobata is the source of this 3958-nucleotide messenger RNA. RefSeq names its product Preprotein translocase SecA family protein (gene SECA2). Lineage: Eukaryota; Viridiplantae; Streptophyta; Magnoliopsida; Fagales; Fagaceae. Gene Ontology annotation, molecular function: ATP binding. The record is from RefSeq and is a predicted model, not a curated record. The transcript is spliced from 34 exons. Gene Ontology annotation, cellular component: membrane; chloroplast envelope. Gene Ontology annotation, biological process: protein import; protein targeting; intracellular protein transport. The coding region runs from base 194 to 3379 and encodes 1061 amino acids.
AAAAACACACAUGCUUUCAACAAAAAGUACUACUACUACUACUACUCAAAUACACUCCCAAUACCAAACCCACAUAUACAAAAACUCGUACAUGCAAAAAGCAAAGCACCCAUAGAUGAACACUGGCUUUUAAGCUUAUUAGCCCCAUCGAAGCACACCCACAAGGAAGAACAACAUUCCACACCACAUCCACAUGGCCACUGUGCCUGCUUUCCUAAACCCAUCUUUCCUCUCUCCAAAACCAAAACCUCCCCAACCAACCACCACUUUUUCUCUUACCAAACCCUUUCUCACUCUACCUCCUCCACCUUCUUCUUCUUCAUUUCGGCUGCAACGAUGUCGUAUGGCACCCAAACCGACCUCUGCAGUAUUAAAGGAUCAUUUGGGUCGUGUUACUAAGACUUGGAGUGAUUUUACGAGCUUAAAUCACUGGGUUGUGCUUGACUAUUACCGUCUAGUGAACUCUGUGAAUGCUCUUGAGCCGAAGAUUCAGAGUCUCUCUGAUGAACAGCUGACUGCGAAAACUGUGGAGUUUCGUCGCCGGUUAAGUGAAGGGGAGACGCUUGCCGAUAUUCAAGCUGAGGCAUUUGCUGUUGUUCGUGAAGCGGCGAGGAGGAAACUUGGAAUGCGCCAUUUUGAUGUCCAGAUUAUUGGUGGAGCAGUGCUUCAUGAUGGGUCUAUUGCUGAGAUGAAAACGGGGGAGGGAAAGACAUUGGUGUCCACACUAGCAGCGUAUCUUAAUGCCCUGACUGGUGAGGGUGUUCAUGUGGUAACUGUUAAUGAUUAUUUAGCUCAACGUGAUGCUGAAUGGAUGGGUCGUGUUCAUCGUUUCUUAGGUCUUUCUGUGGGUCUAAUUCAGAGGGGUAUGACAGCCGAAGAGCGAAGAUCCAACUAUCGAUGUGAUAUAACAUACACCAACAAUUCGGAACUUGGUUUUGACUAUCUGCGCGAUAAUCUUGCUGGAAAUAGUGGACAACUUGUGAUGAGAUGGCCAAAGCCAUUUCAUUUUGCGAUAGUUGAUGAAGUUGACUCAGUCCUUAUAGAUGAAGGAAGAAAUCCUUUGUUAAUCAGUGGGGAGGCUAGUAAAGAUGCCGCACGAUAUCCAGUUGCUGCUAAAAUAGCUGAGCUGCUUGUGCAGGGCCUUCAUUACAAUGUGGAGCUUAAAGAUAAUUCAGUGGAGUUAACUGAGGAAGGGAUUGCACUUGCUGAGACCGCUCUUGAAACAAAUGACUUAUGGGAUGAAAAUGAUCCUUGGGCUAGGUUUGUGAUGAAUGCUUUGAAAGCUAAAGAGUUCUAUCGGCGAGAUGUUCAAUACAUUGUUAGAGAUGGGAAGGCUCUCAUAAUCAAUGAGCUGACAGGCAGAGUUGAAGAGAAAAGGAGAUGGUCUGAGGGGAUUCAUCAGGCUGUAGAGGCUAAAGAAGGUCUGAAGAUUCAGGCUGAUUCAGUUAUUGUGGCACAAAUCACAUAUCAAUCACUCUUUAAGCUUUACCCAAAGCUGUCAGGGAUGACUGGGACUGCAAAAACGGAGGAAAAAGAGUUUUUGAAAAUGUUCCAGAUACCAGUUAUUGAAGUGCCCACCAAUCUUCCAAAUAUUCGUAAAGAUUUACCCAUCCAAGCUUUUGCUACUGCUCGUGGAAAAUGGGAUCAUGUUCGUCAAGAAGUUGCAUACAUGUUUAGACUGGGUCGUCCUGUUUUAGUUGGAACGACUAGUGUGGAGAAUUCUGAACAUUUGUCUGAUCUGCUGAGGGAAUGGAAUAUACCCCACAAUGUCCUGAAUGCACGGCCCAAGUAUGCUGGUAAGGAGGCUGAGAUUGUUGCCCAGGCAGGGCAAAAAAAUGCCAUAACCAUUUCCACAAAUAUGGCUGGUAGAGGCACUGAUAUAAUACUAGGAGGAAAUCCAAAGAUGCUUGCAAAAGAAAUUAUAGAGGAUCAGUUACUUUCGGCUUUAACACGAGAAGCUCCUAAUGUUGAAGUUGAUGGUGGGGAAAUUUCAAAAAAGGUAUUGUCAAAGAUAAAGGUUGGAUCAUCAUCAUUGGCUCUGCUUGCCAAGGCAGCCCUAAUGGCUAAAUAUGUAUGCAAAAGUGAGGGUAAGAGCUGGACAUAUCAAAAAGCAAAAACUUUGAUCUUGGAAGCUGUGGAAAUGAGUCAAUCAAUUAAUUUGAAAGAUAUAGAAAAGCUUGUUGAUGAAGAGUCUGAGAUGUACCCUCUUGGCCCUACUAUAGCACUAGCUUAUCUGUCAGUUCUGAAGGAUUGUGAAGUCCACUGUUCACGUGAGGGGUAUGAGGUGAAAAAAAUAGGGGGUCUUCAUGUGAUUGGCACAUCCUUGCAUGAAUCACGAAGAAUAGAUAACCAGCUUCGUGGAAGAGCUGGAAGGCAAGGGGAUCCUGGAUCAACACGGUUUAUGGUGAGCUUGCAGGAUGAGAUGUUUCAAAAGUUUAAUUUUGAUACUGAAUGGGCAGUGAGACUUAUAUCUAAGAUUACAAAUGAUGAGGAUGUACCAAUUGAGGGUGAAACAAUUGUAAAGCAGCUCUUGGCAUUGCAAAUCAAUGUGGAGAAGUACUUUUUUGGCAUAAGAAAGAGCCUGGUUGAGUUUGAUGAAGUAUUAGAGGUGCAAAGAAAGCAUGUCUAUGACCUUAGGCAAUUAAUUUUAACGGGUGAUAGUGAAAGUUGUUCCCAAUACAUUCUCCAGUACAUGCAGGCAGUUGUGGAUGAAAUUGUUUUUGGAAAUGUUGAUCCAUUGAAGCAUCCAAGGAGUUGGAGCUUGGGGAAGCUCUUGAAGGAAUUCAUCUCAAUUGCUGGGAAGCUGUUGGAUGAUGGAAUUUUUGAAGACUCAUUUGCAGGGAUCACUAAGGAUGCAUUGCUAAAAUCCCUUGGACAACUACAUGACUCUAGUUCAAUUGAUAUUGACAGCUUUUACCUUCCAAACUUGCCAAAACCUUCAAAUUCCUUUAGAGGAAUACGCAGGAAGAGCUCUUCAUUGAAACGUUGGCUUGCUAUAUGCUCUGAUGAUUUGACUGUGAAUGGAAGGUAUCGGGCUACUAUUAAUCUUCUUCGCAAGUACCUUGGAGAUACUCUAAUUGCUUCAUAUUUAAAUGUCAUAGAAGAAUCAGGUUAUGAUGAUGCAUAUGUCAAGGAAAUUGAGAGGGCAGUUCUUGUUAAGACUCUAGAUUGUUUUUGGAGGGAUCAUCUAAUAAACAUGAACAGACUUAGCUCAGCGGUGAAUAUAAGGAGUUUUGGGCACAGGAAUCCUCUUGAAGAAUACAAAAUUGAUGGGUGUCGAUUUUUCAUCUCAAUGCUCAGCGCAACUAGAAGGCUAACUGUAGAAACCCUCUUGCAAUAUUGGUCAUCCCCAAUGGAGUCCCAAGAAUUAUUUUUAUAGGAAAGUAGAAUACUUCUCACGCUGUCGGCAGGAUGAUGUUCUUCUAGUGAUGGUGUAACUUGGCAGGAUAAUAUAAGGAGGUCAGAUGAUGUUCUUCUCUGUGGUAACUUUUGCAUCGGAUUGGUAAAUGCUCAUCUACAAGAUACAUCAUAUGCAUCUUGCUCGUUCUUGUCUGUCUUCCAAACUAUGUUCAAACCCAGUUUCAUCAUACAUUUCAGGGAUUUUGCAGCACCAGGAUAUUGGGAGUAUAAAGCCAUAAAGGAGUUCACGAUAGUUUUGAUCUACAUGGCCAAAAUAAUUAAAAAAAAAAAAAAAAAAAAAUUCAAAGAAACAGGGUUUCCAUAAUGGUGUUGCUGAAAAGGGGUUUCAUAAGCAGCUGUGCAUGACUGGCUCCAAAUUGAGCCAACAAAUCAUUGACAUAAUUUUUUUGUGAGACAUUACUUUUCCUAUGCAAUUAUGUUUUUAGCCAAAAACUUGUCAAUUUUUUUCAUACUUAUAUUUCUUUUUUCAGCUGUAAAAUAACACAUGCCAGACCUCAACAUACUGUUUGUACAUUUUCUAGUGUAAUACUACAGCAUU